Messenger RNA from Lodderomyces margitis, 1164 nucleotides. RefSeq lists its product as uncharacterized. Gene Ontology annotation, biological process: pseudouridine synthesis. Lineage: Eukaryota; Fungi; Ascomycota; Pichiomycetes; Serinales; Debaryomycetaceae. Bases 1 to 1164 code for a protein of 387 amino acids. The record is from RefSeq and is a predicted model, not a curated record. The transcript has a single exon. Gene Ontology annotation, molecular function: RNA binding; pseudouridine synthase activity.
AUGAACUACCAAACACAUUCUAAACAAAGAUGGGUAGGGCGGACUUUGGUUGAGACGUAUAUUAAUGAUUUCGGCGAGCCUUUAGAGGGAAUAGUCAAAGACAUUCAACAUGGCAACCUAUACAUUGUCAGCAAUGUGGGCACAUCUCUCCCGAGUGAGUCCUUGAAAGGUUUAGAUAUUUUAUCCCAGCGUAAGGUCGAAAGUAAAGACGUGAUCCACCACCUUAAACACAAACACGAGCCAGCUAUUCCUUGGCUGAGUAAAAUUUCAGUUGUUUUUGAAAAUGAUGAAAUAAUUGUUGUUGAUAAACCAUCUGGAGUGCCGACGCACCCUUCGGGAAACUACAUGUUCAAUAGCCUCUCGGAAAUCGUAAAGGAGAUGUACGGCUUUGACUCAAUUUGGACUUGCCACCGUCUAGACAAAGUCACAAGUGGCGUGCUAAUAUUGUGCAAAAGUAGAGAGUCAGCUAUCAAAUUUCUGAAUUUACUUCAAGACAAAAAGAACCGGGUAAAGAAAGUAUAUUUGGCGAGGGUGAAAGGCGAGUUCCCCCCUGGAGAGCAAGUGUACAAUUGUCCCGUGUUUGCCGUCAAUAUGAAUGGAUAUCUACAGCCAGGAGAUUUGGAAAAUGUACAAGCAGACACAACAACAGUCUUUGAGCGAAUGGUUUACAGCCAGGAGCUUAAUGAAAGCAUCGUCAAGUGCCAACCAAUAUCGGGAAAAUUCCACCAAAUCAGAAUUCAUUUGAGAAACUUGGGGUAUCCGAUUUCUAAUGAUCAUUUUUACAACCCAAUUGAAGCAAGCAAAACUUAUUUUGCAAAAUCAAACUUGGAAACAUUGUUGUAUAAAAUGUUAUUCCAGCGGUACCCCCAAUUUAAAGAUAUGGCACCACCUGGAAGUCCUAUAAGCGCUCCAAAAACGCUUGAUUUGUUGAAUAUAAUCAACUGGAAUUCAGAUUCUAAGAUAAAGGAGCAACUAAUAGAACUUAAACAAUCUCAUUCGAUGGAUUUGAAAUCACGAAAAUCAACAACCUGUGAGGAAUGUGGACGACCAUUGUUCGAUGAGGACCAUGUAACCCACUUCUCAAUUUACUUGCAUGCAUGGCGUUUCGAAUAUGAUGACAAGUGCUUUAAGACCAAGCUUCCUCCAUGGACGCAAAUAUCCUAA